AGAACUCAUUGAUAAUUUAGUGUCAAAUAUGAUUUAGUGAAUUUAAUCCGUGUUGUUUAAGGUCGGAUGUCAAGUAUAAUCAACUAUAAAGUUCAUAAUAAUAUUUGUAAUUACACGUAGGAAUAUUUAAUAAUGUUUUCCAGCGAGAACGAUGACGAUGUAGUGGUGUGCCCCUAUAAUAAAGCGCAUCACAUGUUGCGCAAACGCUUGCAACCUCAUCUUAUCAAGUGUCGUCAAAAUUAUCCACAACUUGAGCUUCAAAAAUGUCCAUUUAAUAGUACUCACCACAUACCGGAACCAGAAUUUACUCUACAUGUUACAAAUUGUCCGGAUCGUAAACUGAUAACGCAAUAUAAAUAUGACACAGUGGCACCAAAAGAAGAAGAACCAAUUCGGCAAAUACCAAUAGAAUGCGAAGAAAAUUGGGAUGAUACCGAAGUUGAUGAUUAUGAUCCACAGAAAUUCAUAGCUGAGAAAAAUGUUCUACGCAAACCCAUGGGCAUUCCUCCAGCUGAACGAAAAGAGUUUAUUAAACAAGAACGUAAACGAUUGGGCGAUGAAGAGAGUUACAGUGAGAGUGACGAUGAUUACGAAGAAAAGGGGCGAACAGAAACCACAAUAACAGACGUUAAUAAAAAAGAUGAGGACGAAGAAUCCGUCUCAGUUAAACGCAUACGUUCGAUCUCGCCAUCACCACCUCGCCAGGCAGCACGAUCACGAAGUCGAUCACCAAUAUCUGCGCCCUACGCACACUUUAGACAUAUUGACGAACGCAAUUCUUAUUUGCCAACUCCCCUACCACCACCUCGGAUUUCAGGUGGAUCUGGGGACAACCGAUAUUCAAGCUACCAUAAAAGAGAAAGAUCGUCUUUGCCAGCAACAUAUGACAUUGAUGACGAUCCUUAUUAUAAUAGCGGUACUGGCUCCUCUGAUCGAUAUGACAAUUACAACAGCAGUAACAACAGUCACUAUCCUCGUCUGGUUGCAUAUCCUACUCGUAUGCCAUCUUAUGGACGUGGUGCUUACCGUGGGUACAAUUAUGAUCGCAGGAAUUCAUCCCGUAAUGGUGACUUUCGUUAAUAAAUGUUUAUUAUUCGUAUAGUUUGUGUUAACUACAUGGGCGGGUAUUUUUAUAAUUUAAAAACAAAUAUUUGUGCAUUGAAAACAAUACAAAUAUUUAUCCCUGAUUAGUCUUUCAUAUGUCAUUUUGCGCUUUUUUGUUACAAAAGAUUCCAAUUAUAUUUUGACUUAUAUUUUAUUGUAGUAAUAUUAAUUUUUAUUUACAUAUUAACUGUUUGACAAAUUUGUAGUGUAUGUAGAUUUAUUAAGUUCAAACUAAAAAAUUCAAAUAAAAAUAUAAUUCAAAUUGAAGUGAAAUCUUUAUUGAACACAAUAUAGAAAACAUUUCAAUGGGAAAAAAGAAAAUACUAAACGUAGUCAGUACGUUGAAAAAUGUUGUGGAGCUUUAUAAGUUUUGCAGUCGUUUACGCUCAGCAUUACGAAAUGCAACUCUUUCUGAUGGUUUCAUUCCAACAGGUUGUCGCAACACAUUUGCCUUUUCAGUGUAUGUUUUAGGAUCAUAUGAUGGUACACUGGGCAGAUCGUCCCAAUUUUGAGAUGUUUCCAAUUCAAAAGAAGUGUUUGCAGUUUGCCAAGUAGAAUUAGUUUGAUUUUCAUCGUCAUUAAAUGAGUUGGACAGUGUAGAAGUUGACAAGGAUGCAUGUGUGUCGUUGCUUUUGAAAACUUCAAACGAGUGACGAUUUGGACAGGUGCUCACGUGCCACUGCAAGAGAAAUACAGAUUUGAUCUAUAUGAAACACAUGAAUAACUAU
Messenger RNA from Zeugodacus cucurbitae (melon fly), 1832 nucleotides. Its product is annotated as protein D7. NCBI's taxonomy places the organism in Eukaryota, Metazoa, Arthropoda, Insecta, Diptera, Tephritidae. The transcript is spliced from 2 exons. The coding region runs from base 133 to 1080 and encodes 315 amino acids. The record is from RefSeq and is a predicted model, not a curated record.